CUUGCGGCCAGCGGCAGUGACCGCCCCGGCGCUGACGGCAGCGGCCCGGGGGGCGGUGUGGAUGCCCGCGGCGCCGGCUGGGGCAUCACCGCGGGCCUCGACCCCGAAAUGGCUCUGCUGGCCGAGCACCUCCUGAAGCCGCUGCCCGCGGAUAAGCAGAUCGAGACCGGGCCCUUCCUGGAGGCGGUGUCCCACCUGCCGCCCUUCUUUGAUUGCCUUGGCUCCCCAGUGUUUACACCCAUCAAGGCAGACAUAAGUGGCAACAUCACGAAAAUCAAAGCCGUGUAUGACACCAACCCGGUCAAGUUCCGGACCCUGCAGAACAUUCUGGAGGUGGAGAAGGAAAUGUACGGAGGAGAAUGGCCCAGAGUAGGAGCUACACUGGCACUGAUGUGGCUGAAAAGAGGCCUGCGCUUCAUCCAGGUCUUCCUCCAGAGCAUCUGUGAUGGAGAGCGGGAUGAGAACCACCCCAACCUCAUCCGUGUCAAUGCCACCAAGGCCUACGAGAUGGCCCUCAAGAAGUACCAUGGCUGGAUCGUGCAGAAGAUAUUCCAGGCGUUGCAACUGCCCCUCAGUAAUGAUAGCAUCCGCAUGCCAGGCCAUGAAUCAUAA
Castor canadensis (American beaver) is the source of this 612-nucleotide messenger RNA. NCBI's taxonomy places the organism in Eukaryota, Metazoa, Chordata, Mammalia, Rodentia, Castoridae. The record is from RefSeq and is a predicted model, not a curated record.